UGUGUCCCCUGAAUGGCUGAUUCUCAGUCUAUGGCGGCAAAGUGAACAUCUCAGGUAUCAACCGGCCUAAUAUGUCGAUUUUCCAUCUGUGGUAACCGUUUCCGGCGAAGUAAUUGAGAUCCGAAGCUUAAUCUAAUUCAAGUCUCUCACCUCACGGUGCCAACCAUCUCCAACGGCAGUCUAACCGACGAGAACCUUUGGUCGGGUCAGUGGCCGGAAUCUGAAGUAUCUUUCUCACUGUUCGUCUUCCAAUAUGAGACAAGUUGUAGCCCUCUGAUUAUACUUGUGAAUUUAGGAUGAAUCUAAGGGCUGUUUCUCUGUCGAAACAGGAAUGGAAUUGGAAACUACACGCGAGCCAUUCGAAUCCGUUAGGGUUAGGGAUUUCGUGUUAAAAUCAAAGCUUGGAGGGGGUUCUCUCGCCACAAUCUGGAGGGCAGAUAACAUUGUGAUAGGAGAGGAGUUGGCAUUGAAGCAAAUUUACCUUUCAAAACUCAACAAACACCUACGAAGCUGUUUGGAGUGUGAGCUCAACUUCUUGUCCUCUGUCAAUCACCCACAUAUCAUCCGCCUUUACGACGCCUUCGAGGUUGAAAGUUGUAUGUUCCUUGUCUUGGAGUUAUGCUCUGGUGGAAAUCUAGCUUCUUUCAUUCGUUGUCACGGGCACAUUCAGGAGCUGACAGCCAGAAGAUUCAUGCAGCAGCUUGGAGCUGGGUUGAAAAUUUUACACUCCCACCACAUCAUCCAUAGAGACUUGAAACCAGAGAACAUUCUAUUAUCUGGCUCUGAGGAUGAUCUGGUGCUCAAGAUAGCCGAUUUUGGUCUUUCAAGAACUGUGCAUCGAGGAAGCUAUGCUGACACGGUAUGUGGAUCCCCAUUGUAUAUGGCUCCAGAAAUACUUCAAUUCCAAAGAUAUGAUGAAAAGGUUGACAUGUGGAGCACUGGUGCGAUUCUUUUUGAGCUUCUUAACGGCUACCCUCCAUUUCACGGUAGGAGUAAUGUUCAGCUCAUUCUUCCAGGAUUGCAUCCAGAUUGUGUUGACAUUUGUACUAGACUACUUGCUUUAAAUCCAGUGGACCGCUUGUCAUUUGACGAGUUCUAUCAACAUAGAUUUUUGAAAAGAAUAGAAGUGGAAUAGUGAAAAAAAUCGUGGGCUUGGGAAUUGAAUGUUCCUUGGACUUUCAGGAUGGAUUUUCCUAUCAAGAUAAGAAGUUGUUUCAAAAGCGCCAAUCCGAGGUCAUCAAAUUUUGUCUUCAGUUUUUAAUAUUCUCUGCUUCUCUAAAUGUCAGCAGCAUUGUAUUCUUUAGGUUAGCAUGCUUCUUUGUGCUAUUUGAUAACAGGCGAUGCUGAUGUUUUGCUGAAAAUGAACAAAUUUGGCAUUGCAGGAACAGAGAUUUCUGUAUUAUAGAUUCAUGUAGUCAAUCCUACUUAUCUAAUCCAAUAUUCUCCUUCAGA
Tripterygium wilfordii is the source of this 1452-nucleotide messenger RNA. Its product is annotated as serine/threonine-protein kinase ATG1t. Lineage: Eukaryota; Viridiplantae; Streptophyta; Magnoliopsida; Celastrales; Celastraceae. The transcript has 8 exons. The coding region runs from base 332 to 1135 and encodes 267 amino acids. Gene Ontology annotation, biological process: protein autophosphorylation; autophagosome organization; peptidyl-serine phosphorylation. Gene Ontology annotation, cellular component: cytoplasm; autophagosome. Gene Ontology annotation, molecular function: protein serine/threonine kinase activity; ATP binding. The record is from RefSeq and is a predicted model, not a curated record.